This is a messenger RNA of Tripterygium wilfordii, 1537 nucleotides long. RefSeq lists its product as uncharacterized. The record is from RefSeq and is a predicted model, not a curated record. Gene Ontology annotation, biological process: glycerophospholipid biosynthetic process. The transcript has 13 exons. Lineage: Eukaryota; Viridiplantae; Streptophyta; Magnoliopsida; Celastrales; Celastraceae. Bases 32 to 1189 code for a protein of 385 amino acids. Gene Ontology annotation, cellular component: mitochondrion.
CUGUGGAUUAUUGGAGAAGGUGGAGAGAAAAAUGAGAUUUCUAACGUUCGCGAAGGCUGUACGGAGCCGAAGCAGAAGGCAGUUAUGGCCGCUCCAUAACUUCCUUUGUCGCUCAUUCUCUUCGCAAUCGGAAGCAUCUUCGUUCGGCAUUGCCUUCGAUAUCGAUGGGGUCAUUAUCCGUGGUCACUCUCUUAUCGGUGGAUCUCCGCAAGCGCUCAGAAGAUUAUGCGACCACACUGGUGCUUUGAAGAUUCCUUUUAUUUUCCUGACAAAUGGUGGUGGUUUUCAAGAAUCUAAACGAGCUCUGGAAUUAAGUCAACUUCUGGGCAUUAAUGUUUCACCGUUACAGGUUCUGCAGGGUCAUUCCCCUUUCAAACAGCUGGUGAAGCGAUAUGAGAAUGAACUCAUUGUUGCUUUGGGCAAAGGGGAACCUGCUGCUGUGAUGUCUGAAUAUGGAUUUAAAAAUGUUCUUUCUAUAGACGAGUAUGCCUCCUACUUUGAUGACAUUGAUCCACUGGCUCAGUAUAAGAAAUGGACAGUGAAGGUGACUGCUGAUGGGAAUGAGCCUUUUAAGGAGAUGACUCCAAGAAACGAUGUUUGCUCACUGAGAGUUCAGGCAGCAUUUGUUGUUAGUGACCCUGUUGACUGGAGCAGAGACAUCCAGGUUCUUUGUGACAUUUUAAGAACUGGAGGUCUUCCUGGAAGGGGAAUCGGACAACAACCUGAUCUCUAUUUUGCAAAUGAUGACCUCGAAUACCAAGCGUCUUUUCCUUCUGAACGUCUUGGUAUGGGAGCUUUCAGAAUUGCAUUAGAGUCCAUCUUCAACAGAAUUCACCCCAAAGCUCUGAAGUAUACAUCUUUUGGGAAGCCAAAUCCAUUUGUAUUUGAGAAUGCUGCAAAUGUGCUAAAACAGCUAGCAUCAUCCAUCCAUUGUAUUCCUCAUGCAAUGGAUAAUGCAAAUGCCGGGAGUCAUCAUUUCAAAAGGCUAUAUAUGAUAGGUGAUAAUCCUGCAGUUGACAUCAAAGGUGCACGGCAGGCUGGAGCUCCCUGGUUUUCUAUAUUGACAAGGACGGGAGUAUUCAAGGGACAGGAAAAUCACGCAGAGUAUCCUGCAGAUCUGGUUGUUGACACCGUUCAAGAUGCCGUUGACUAUAUUCUGAGAGAAGAGUGCACUGGUCAGACCCUUUGAUAUGUGUCGGCAUGAUUCUUCCAUAGUUCCAUGUAUGAAAGAUAUCAGUAGACCGGACACUUGUCGAGGAAGCAAAAUCCACAAAUCAUUUGAUGUUAUGCAUCGCAUCCUUUGAUCUGGCUUAUGGCAUCUGGCUCAGAGGUAGGAUUUUCUGCUUACAUUAAGUAAAAUAUUUUCCGCAUCAUCGGUGUAGCAUUUUAUAAGUAUAUAGAUAUCAUAGAUGUAGAAGAGUUGGUGUCAUAAGUCUCAAGUCAUGACAUGCACAUAAUGUUUGAUGUCAAAGCAUCUGUUUUUGUCUUUUUGAUGUUCACCAUCUUACCAACAAUAAAAUUCAUAUUCGCAACUCCU